Molecule: messenger RNA, 2142 nt
Organism: Aphidius gifuensis
Lineage: Eukaryota; Metazoa; Arthropoda; Insecta; Hymenoptera; Braconidae
Gene: Nup75
Product: nuclear pore complex protein Nup85
Exons: 7
Coding region: 108-2036 (642 amino acids)
Biological process (GO): positive regulation of DNA-templated transcription; protein import into nucleus; mRNA export from nucleus
Cellular component (GO): nuclear pore outer ring
Molecular function (GO): structural constituent of nuclear pore
Source: RefSeq, a predicted model, not a curated record
ACACAACGCGGUGUGUCAAAAAAUAAAAAAAUAAAUUUGUUUCACUUAUAUAUUUACUAAAAAACAAAUAAUAAUUAUUUUUAAUUGUUAAUAAUAAUAAAUAAACAAUGGGCGAAGAAGACAGUGCUCAAAUAAUCGGAAUUCCUGAUGAACUUUGCAUGAAAGCAGGAAUGUCUGCAACUUGGAGAAGUGGAAAUAAACUUGGAGUAUUUGCACACAAACAUAUGAGUGUUAAUUCAGAUGAUAAAAAAAGUAAUUUUCAUCCUUGUGAUUCACAAGUUUAUUUUUUACAACCUGAGGUCAUACUAUUUUCUCCAAUUUUACGUAAAUUAGUUAAUGAAAGUAAUGGAGUAUUUAUAUCAAUUCGAAAAAUAAAAUCAUUAAAUACUGGUGAAAUAAGACCAGAAUUAGUUAAACACAGUAAACAAUAUAGAUCAAUAUUACGUGCAUGUGUUGAAAGUUUACAAGAUGAUAUUGAAAAAAUAAAUAAUCAAGAACAAAAAUUAAUAACACAAAAUUAUUUAACAAUUUUUUAUAAUAUUGAAUGUGUUUGGCAUUUAACUGAGAUACUUUAUGUCAAUACAAUACCAGGUGAUGUUAUUGUUCCACAAUUUGUUGAAUGGAUUAGAUUUCAUUUUCCAUCACGUGGUUUAAUGGCAAUGAAAAUACUUGCUAAAAAAACAAUUGGUGCUGAAGAAACAAAUAGUAAUUAUUGGGAAUCAGUUAUUGGUUGUGCAUUACAUGGUAAAUUAGAUGCAGUACGUGCAUUAUUAUUAUUACAUAGUAAAGCUGAUGAUCAAGCAUUUAUAACUGCUGAUAAUAUACUACGAACAAUGCCAAUUUAUAAUGUUUAUGGUGGUUAUUCAAUUAAUGAAUUUACAAUGAGAUGGAAACAUUGGCAGUUGGAUUUAUCAUCAAAUCUCGAGUGUAAAACUUUUAUUGUUGAUCAUAAUUUAGAAAAACUCAUGAUGCUUGUUUCUGGUGAUGAGUCAGUACUUUGGGAUUAUGCAUCUGAAUAUACUGAAGCAUGGUAUGAAUUAUUAGCAGCAAAAUUAUUAUAUUCAUCACCGUGUUGUAAACAAGCUGAGCUAUCAAGACAUGCUAAUAAUAUUGCUGAUAAAUGGCCAGCAAAUCGUAAUUUAGAUCAAACAAUAUUAGCACUUAUGGAAAGUGAUUUACAUCAAGUUAUCAAAGAAAUACAAUAUAUGAAUGAUAAUGGAUGGUUUGCUGCUCAUUUAACUGAUUUAUUAUAUAAUUGUGAACAAUUAAAUAUCAUUGAUAAAAAUCAAAUAAAUGUUACUGAUUUAUUGCAUGAAUCAUUGAUACUUGAUUAUGCAACAACACUCAUGAAUAAUUCAUCACUUUGGCAAUGUGGUGCUAGUUAUUUAGAAUAUUGUCCAAAUCAAGGUAUGACAAGAUUAGAAUUAUUGCUACAAACAAUACCACUUGAUAGUGAAGCUAAAAUUAAAAAAAUUAUUGAUCUUGCUAAAAAAAAUAAUAUGAAUAAUGUUGUUGCAAGUAUAUGUAAAAUUCAAGGAAUUAAAUGUAUUAAAAAAAAUAGAUUGGGUAAUGCAUUGGCAUGGGCAUUGAAAGCACAAGAUGGUCCAUUUGCAACAUACAUUGCUGAUAAAUUUUUAAAUAAAUAUGCUGAAACUGGAGAAUUAGAAUGUCGUGAUCUUUUAGAAAAUCUUGGAGCUUCAAUGUUGACUAGUGAUAGAUUAACAUUCCUUGGAAAAUAUUGUGAGUUUCAUCAAAUGUAUGAAAUUGGAGAAUUUAAAGAAGCAGCUAGACUUUUAGUUUCACUGAUUAUCUCAAAUCUUACACCAAAAUACUUUUGGUCAAUAUUAUUGACUGAUGCAAUACCUCUUUUGGAAGCCGAGGAUAUUAUUUUAUCAAGUGAUGAUACAUUUACACUUAUGAGUUGUGCUGAGGAACAUGGUGAUGAUCCAAAAUUUGAGGAUAAACUUGAAAUAUUUAGAUAUGCUGUGGCAAGAAAUUUAGCAAGAGCUUUGAAUUUUGAAGGUUGCCAAAUUUAAUUAUAAUAAUUACAAUAAAAAUCAUGAUAAAUUUAAAAAUUUGUAUUUUUUAUAUCGUAAUUAUUUGUUAAAUAAUAAUAUAAUUAAUAAAUAAUUUGAUAAAUUU